Molecule: messenger RNA, 1364 nt
Organism: Python bivittatus (Burmese python)
Lineage: Eukaryota; Metazoa; Chordata; Lepidosauria; Squamata; Pythonidae
Gene: SMIM22
Product: small integral membrane protein 22
Biological process (GO): regulation of cell population proliferation
Source: RefSeq, a predicted model, not a curated record
CUGCUUAAGCAGAAACAGGAACAAGGAAGUGAAAAGAACUUGGCCCCAUAGGCACCAAAGCAGAGUCAACGAAGGGGUUGCAGGUGACUUUUCCCACCAAGAAUUCCCAACAGGUGAGGCGAGUUCUCCUUCUCUAAGGAAGCCUUCUCCUUCAGACCUUCGGCAACUGUUGGAGCUUUUAAGACCUAGGAGACGAAGGUGAAACCCGGGCGGCCGCUGGGAUCAAGCUGAAACUGAAUUGCGGCAGGUGCACUAAGGGGUGAAAUGGGGAGUCCUGGAAAAUAUGUUGCUGAAGAGAUAAGUCAGCAGGUCAACGAUGCUCUGAGCCGUCUGCAAAACAAGCAGCUGUUCCAAACUACCUGGGACAUCGUGGCUUUUGCCAUUUUCUUCACUUUCAUUGGGAUGGUUCUCCUGCUGGCCCUCCUUGCAUUGAUCCGCUGUUGCUGCUGCGAUUGUGAGUCUUCUGGUUCAUACAAGAAGAUCAAGAAAAGAAAAGUUGGUAUUGAUAAUAUGGGCAUGGAGCCUUAGACUUAUGGGUGAUCACCUGAGCAACCGUCUUUACUGAUUUUUCUCUGCUAUGCUGGAAUUUAUUAUAAGAAUCAGAUCUCAUCUUGGAGGAACUGCAUGACAGGUGAGCCUCAAGAGGCUUAGAUACUCAAAUUAUGAUUCUUAGUCCAUGUCGGUUUGCAAUAAGCUUGGGGAGAACAAUUCAACAAUUCUCACCAUUACCAACUAUCAGCUGCUUCUGAUCAUUACCGACAAGAAGAGAUCUAACUAGAUACUUAGUCCAUGAGCAAUGAUAAUUCUCCUUUGCAAAGACAUGCAAACUUGAUCUUGCAAUCUACCAGUUGAUUCUGUCAGUGUGUGCUUUAAGAAUGGAGAAUAAAUCACAAAGUGUCUAUUUUGGCCAUCUUGUUCCCAUCAAAUACUGACAGCAAAAAGACAUAGCACUCAAGGGCUGUUGAGUAUGGGCUGUUUUUAUUGCCUAGAAUUGAUUUCUCUGUAGAAACAGGCCAGACAUUGUACCACCUUUGUAUGCCAUUGCUGUCUUUGUAAUGCUCUAAAACGUUGACCAAUUCAGGACAACACUAUAACCUCUUUUUCUAGAACUCCAGAUUUGUUCCUUUCAAUAUGCUGUGAUAAAUGUCCUAAUUCCAAUGUAAAAUGUAGUCUCAGAUUGCUGUGAAUCUUUUACUAUAUAGAGGCAGUUUCUGAUUUGUGUUGAAUAAAGUUGCAUUGGCUGUAAAGUAACCGAAGAAAAGGAACUCUUUUGAAGAUACCAUUCAAUCCAGGCUUUAGCAGAUCCAUCGGAGGGCGGGGAGAAUCUGCUUUUUGCACAUAAUAAAAACACCAUGUAGCAUGGA